Messenger RNA from Acanthoscelides obtectus, 2178 nucleotides. The record is from the annotation of a GenBank genome assembly. Lineage: Eukaryota; Metazoa; Arthropoda; Insecta; Coleoptera; Chrysomelidae.
AUGGGGCCGUUUGAAAAAAAAAGGGGGAAGCACCACGGGACCACGGACCUCAUGGCUAGUGGUGUCGCGCCCGGCAGGGGUGAGGCUGCAACCGUGGUUGUAGCCUCUGAGGUAACCCAGGUCGUUAUCCAGCGAAAUCCUCAAAAAAAUCGAUCUAAUCGGAUAAAUCCAGAUGAGGGGCCGACUGUAGUUGUGACUGACGAACAUAGUCACACUCUACCUGGUGGCUCGCAGGCUCCAACUCAUGGAGGAGAUGCUGCUGCUAGGGGAGGAAAGUUGAAACGUAUUAAAUGGACACCGCAGAUGAAUAAAGACGUAAUGAGGUCCUUUUAUUACGUAACGAGAUGUAUGGAUCCUCCUCCUCCCGGAUGGAGGGUACUGCUGCAUGCUGAGUUUAAUAAACUUUACCCUGAUUUGAAACGAACCGAACAAAACGUCGCUGAUAGGCUACACGUCAUAAAGAGAAAAGGUUACCUAACACCUACGGAAAUAGCUGAGAUCAGAAGGGAGGUAGGUAAUCAUAUUUCUGCUAAGAGAGAAGAAGAGGAAAUACAGAUGGAGGAAGCAAGUGUGGCUACCACAGAAACUGAAGAACAAGAAACUACCUCAACCUACUGCGACAAAUUUAUUAGCAACACAAGAUUCUUCGAAAUAGUUGACCCAAAUCAAAGACCGAGACUGCCAAAACUUAUAUCGAAACCAGGCACGCCUCAACUAAUAACAGCUAUGAAUCACAUACUGAAAGCCUACCUGGAAGAUGAGGACAACCUCGCAAAUAUACACCUAGCUAUCUACGCAGCUGCUGUUACGGUACGAGAAGAUAAUGGCCAAAAAUUGUCACGGGAGAUACUUUCGGACCACCCAAUAAGACGUCCCCCAGAGGAGCCAGAAUGGCGUAGACGUCUGAGGUUAGACAUAGAUAAGCUGAGAUCAAAAUCCGACCUGCUAAGGGAAUAUAUUAAAGGCACGAGAUCAGCCAAAAUUAACUAUAAAAUGCAAGCCAUAUGUCAAGAGUAUCGGAUAGAAGUAAAAGACCGGGAAAACAUCCAGAAAUUGACAGAAAUCAUGUAUGAGCUCCGCCAAAAGGCCAAGGCUAAAGGCGCGAGGCUCAAAAGGUACAACGAAGCCACAAACAGAGCAAAGCAGAACCGCAGUUUCUCACAAAACCAGAAACAGUUCUUCAGUAAUCUUACAAGCCCAACUACAUCUAAUAAUGAUUUGUCACAGGCACAGUGUAAAGAACAAGAUGCUAUCGACUACUGGGCUAUGGUAAAUUCUGACUGGGAAAAUCGUCGUCCCUUAACGCAACGUGAGUUACAAAAUGAGGUCGACAAUGUGUGGCAAAAUGAAGAUGAGGCAGAUAGUGACGAAGACUUGUUUGGUAAAUUAUCUGACAGGGACGAAGAUUAUGUCGAUGAACAACAGUCUGAUACUGACAAUGAACAGAGUGAUGAUGGUGAUGAAGUUGUGUUACAGAAUCCUGGUAUAUCGAGCAGGAACACUGCUAGUAUAAUGGGCAAAAACGGUCAUCGCUGGAGUACCAAAAUACCAGAACGCAGAGGCCGCACAAUGAGAGACAAUAUUGUUUUACAUAUGCCCGGUCCUAAACAACAGGCGAGAUUAGUUCGCUCUCCAAUAGAAGCAUGGGAGUUAUUAUUUAACCAAGAAAUGUUAGAUAUAAUUGUAUUACACACAAAUCAAGAAAUUGUGCGUAAGUGUUUUGAAAACUUGCCACAAGGUUAUAAAAAGCCAACUAACCUUGUAGAGAUUAAAGCUUUUAUUGGGCUUCUCUAUUUAGCAGGGGCCCUUCGACUAUCAAAUACGAAUUUAGAUGAAUUAUGGUCAAUAAAGUACGGAAAUGGAUUAUUUCGAGCUACAAUGUCUCAACAGAGAUUUCAGUUUCUAGCUCUCUGUUUACGAUUCGAUGAUAAGAAUGGUAGGGCUGCAAGAAAAUUAUGUAAACGUCCUGCACCGGAGGCGGACAUAAAGGAUAUGAUCGAUAACAUCCCUAUCAGACAAACAAGCGCUUUGCGGAACGGCGAGGACUGGAGACACAGUGCCGUUGGAAGCUUUAACGCUUUCCUGAAACUGAUGCCCAUACGCAAACAGAACGGGCCCAUAAAAUUAGUUAUGCUAUCUCCAUCUGAAUUUAAUGGCUCAGCUAAAGUAGUACUUUGA